ACGAUCUGCAAAUGGCAAAUCUAUGCAGAAGGAAAUUCGGUGGCUCGUGUAAUGUUUGAAAAAGCUGUAGAUUUAACUAGUGUUCAUAGUCAUUCCACGUAUAUACGAUGAUACAUAUCGAAUUUUAUCAAUGUCGCAUAAACAAUAUAAGCGUCGAAAAUCGUGUGACAGGCGAUUAAAUGUCAGUAAUAUCGUUAUUUCAGUUAUAUCUUAUUUUCGAUUGAGAUAUCAACAAAAUAUACUGAGCACAACAAAAUAAGUUUUCUCCUUUGCUGUCGACGACAACGCAACGACACGGAGACGAUCUGACGCAUAGAAACGCGUGCGCGCGCGCGCGUACGUGUACGAUUAUACACACAUAUGCAUUCAUUCGUACCAUCCAUUUUUGUAAAAAGGAAAGACGUUAAAGAGAGUAGUAACGAAAGAAACUUAUGUUAUACAACAUAGAUCGCGGUGUCAAUACAUAGAUUAAGGUGAUAGAGAAUCGUUUUCUUUCAGUUUCGUUGUAUAUAUUAAUGGUCAUAAUAAACUAUUCUUGUUCGUAGUAGCGUAUAUGGAAACUAUUCGGCAUUGCAUACAUCAAAAGAUGGCAGAAAUAUGACGAGCAUAACGAUAACGUGAUAACAACCGAUUAAAUUUGGCGUGAUACCUGCCGAACAUGAAUAUCGGUUAAAGCGAAAUAUAUAUUUAUUGUAUCGUUUGGAAAUUCAUUACCAUCGAAGAUCCCUCGUUGCCUACAUUUUCUUAAAGAAUUCAACGGAAACAGACGUCUCGAGUAUAAUGAACGGUGAGUAAAAAAACAAAUGAAUAGUCGUAUAUCCAUACUGGACGAAAUUAAUGUUCAUCGUAAAGUUGUCGAUGUGGCGCCAUGGAUAGGCAGCCAUUGUGCGCCCUUUGAGGCUGCCUUUCGAUCCUAUACUCGACCGUUACUCGUAUACCUGUAACGAACGUUCGAGAACUCGGAAUUCGUCCUCUGAAAUCGCAUUUAAUGGUCACCUCAUAUACGCCAUUUUUCGAACGAACGCGCCUGUGACGUGCCUAUAUGCACGUGCCUUUCGUAUCUUAAAUGUGAAAUUUAUUUACAUAUAUUUUAACUCUGCAUAUUAUUUUUUUUAUUGGUGAUGUGUAGUUUAUAAUCUCUAUUAUAUUAUAAUGUGCAAUUUUAAAUUUACAUAUUAAAGGAGUAAUUCUAAUAAGCAUAAUUAAUACGGCAUUUAAUAAUAUUAAUUAUGAUACAAUAUCGAUGAAUUUGACAAUAUCUAAUGAAAAAGUGAUAGCAAUUGUAUUUCUUUAUUUAUGACAUUGAUUUUCCCCACGAAGAACCUGAAACUUUCCCAAAAUACAAAAUAAUAAGCAUUGUUAUACAUAUAUAUAUAAUAUAUAUGUAUAUGAUAUAUAUGUGAUAUAUAUAUCACAUAUGUUUUAACAAGAAGUAAAGAAAGGAUGGGCAAUGUGUAAUACGUGUAUAUACGUUCGUAUAACGAAUCAAACGGUCCAAUGGUUUUGUGUUUCGAGUUCCUACGUCAUGAAUUUAUGUAUAUAGUGUUCUAGUACAAUGUCGCAGUAUUGUGAAACCUAUUGUUAAUCAUUUUCACUAAAAACUGAAGAAAUGGAUAUAUUCGUAGUAUUGUGCAGAAAAUGUCGACAAAUUAAGAUCGUUGACAAUUCGAAAGUGUAGUAAAGUGUACAUAAGUGAGGUAAAUUAAAAAUAAAAGCAGGAAAGAUGGAUGAAUAUGAUAAAAAAUUUGCGGAGAUGCAAAAGUACAUUCCAUUUUUAGAAGCUAUGAUCGAGAGGUUACAAAAUGUUAAGGACAAAUCAAGAGAGAUUCAGUUACAAAAAAUGCAAAGUCUGCAUGGAAUUUUAUCUAAUAGUAAACGGAAGUUAAAGAUAGAAACGUUACAAAGAUGUGAAGAUGUUCUUCAAAAGUUGCACAAUAAAGUAGAAAAGUUUCAGGGAAAUGCUCCAGGAUUACAUGUGCCGAACAAAAAAAUCGGGGACAUCGUUUCGCAGCCUACAGCUUCACUGGACGAUACUGAAAAGCGUAACAAGAAAAAAAAAUCGGCCGAUAUUCAAGUGAUAACGAUACAAACAAAAAUGGAAGAAACUCCGGCUAGUCCAACUCCCCCAGUUAGUCCUGAAACGGUACCUCAAAUGGCGCCUAUAAUUAUCCCUACAGAAAGAAGCAUUGAGCCAAUAUCAGAAAUCUCCGAUAAGCAUAUUAACUUGAACGAAAUGGAAAUAUCUCACAGUAUUAAGCCAAUCGUUAUACCGAUUGAACGUAACUGUGAUAUAAGUAGACAGUCACCGAAUUCAAGAAUUGGCUCGAUUAGUAACGAAGAUACCGAUGAACUUACAUGUUCCGAAUGGGAUAUGUUAGAAGAAUCCGAAAUACAGAAUACAAAAUUUACUAGAGGUACUUGGAAAUCUGUGAUUUCUAGUAACCAUGAUGUUUCUAAUGCAGCAAAACUAAUGAGCAAUAGUUUACCCCAGAAAAUGACCGAUUCUCAAACGACAACCAAAACUCGGCACAUAGUUACCGUCCCAGUACCUUCUUUAGGGGGUUCUAGGAGGCUUUCAUCGGUUUUAGAAAAAAAUAUGUUAACUGGAUUGAAUUUAGAUAUAAUUAAUUCAAAUAUUAGAACAGAAUCGCCCGUGAACGUUCCAGAAGUUUUACUUAAUUCACCCGAUCCUGAAAUGUUGUUCUCUAAGCCUAAAAAUAUCUCACCAAGGGCAAAGGAUGGAUUUUCCACACCAAAAUCAAAUUCAAAACCACCGAUGCUAGUUUCACCUCCACCUGUUUCGACCGAACCACCGCUCUCUAUUGAAGAUUUAGCCGAGCUACUCAAUGAAGAAGAAGGAACAGAAGAGGGUGAUAAGAAAGACGAUCAAUUAAAAGAUAACUCAGAUCUUAAAAGAUUAGGAUUGGAAAAGACAAAAGAAGAUACCCUAACAAAGAAAGAUAAUAAUAAAAAGAUAUCUGGCAAUACGGAUUUAAGUACGUCGAAACAUUUGCUUUCUCAAGACGAUAUUGAUCGGGAAAGCGAUAGACGUUGGGAAGAAGUGGACAAACAUAUUGUUAAACUUACAACAAGAAAAUGUUUACCAAACGCAGUUCAGACAUCGUCGAAUGCAAAACCGGAAACAUUAAAGUCUAACGAAAUAAAGGGUCCACCACCGUUGCUCCAACAUAAUUUUUCUUUAAAUAUUGAUAAGUCAAUUGAUCAUAGGCACCGAUCAUCUUCACCAUCUUUUAAACUAGAAUCACGUUAUGCUGAAAGCUAUGAGAGACAUCCGCGUCAAUUGCGUGAUAAUGUCAACGAUAAAAUUCUAAACCUGCACUCUCGUUUGCACGAUGAGGAAGUAGGAAAUGUACAUGUCUUGCAUGGUGGUCCUAUUAUGCAAGAGGACAGAAGUACUAUGCUUUAUCAAAGACGCGCACAAACUCCUAACAUAGGGGAUACAUCUAGAAUAGAUCAUUCGGUCCAACAGGAACAUUUUAAUAGACAAUCCGUGAGUCAGCCUUUAUGGCCAUCUCAUCCUCCCUCAAAUCCAAAUGAUUUUUGUAAUCCUCAAUGGACUUCUCCUAGUAAUUAUAAUGGAUUAGGGAAUAACUCGAUGCAAGGUAUGCCAAUACCUAAUUCUAUGUAUCAGCAUCCAAUGGGAAUGCUCCAAGAUAUGUGGAACUCUGGAGUUCCAAAUUCUGCUCCUAUGGAUUCGCACCCAAUUAACGAUUCGCCGAUCAGAUCGAGUCAUUUUAACGCGAACAUUAUGCCUGGAAUUAGACCGUUGUUAAGUACUCCGCAUUCACGAGCUCAAGAAGUUGGUCAUGAUGAUUCACCUAUGAAUCCAUCAAUAAUACCGCCUUUGAUGUCUCCUACAAAUUUCCCUCCUCAGUAUAGAGGUUUCCAUGAUGUUCCUUUUGAUAGACCUGUUGAUUAUCCGAUUUCAAGGCAAUCGUGGGAUCAACCGAUAAAUAGAUCGAAUGAACCCUCCUAUCGGAAUGAUCCUGAAAUGAAUUGUACAGAUGGGAUAAUGGGAAUGCCGGGUUCAUAUUCAAGACCUAGUACACCUUGUCCCUGGAAUAGAGAUAGAGAUCGAUGUAAUCGAGGUAGAGGUAGAGAUGGGUAUUACAAUGAUAGAUGUAGAGGAGAAGUAAGAAACAAUUUUACUCGCGAUGGCCGGCCUAGACCUGAACGACUACUUAGAGAUGUUCAAAUUGAUUGGGAUAAUUGCAAUCGAUUUAAUAGAGACAGCCGAACUUCAGUUUCGGAUAGAGACCCACGUCUUCGAAUAGACCACGGUAAUACUUCGUCUCUAAACUCAAGUCAUAACCGAGAAAAUAGUAGUAGUAGUAGUAGCACCUCGAACAGAGAUCCACGUCUGACCAAGGAUAAACAAUCAAAUGUAAAUAAACUUAAAGAUAAUGCAUAUCAAGAAAGGGAUCCCAGAAAACGUUCAAUAUCUUCUUCGACGCUAUCCUCGACAUCACAAAAAGUCCAGCAAAAAUCAAAGUCGAAAAAAGUUGAGGCCUCUAAACGUGAUUCAGAUAAUAGUAGCAAACAAAUAAGCGACAAGAUAUCCAAAGAUAAGAAGCAAUCACCACUCGAGAGUUUAUAUGGUGUAAUAGAUACAAAGGGUAAAGGUAGUCAGUCGUCUGGAUUGCAAAAAUUCAAAAUACCAAAGAUCAAACGAUUAGAACAGUCGACACAUUCGAAUAAUUCUUCAAACGAAGAGAAAAAAUCUGAUAGCGAUAAAAAUAGCGCUGAAAAAGAAGAUACGUCUGCAGAAGUUACAAGUAGUAGUGAUGUGCCACAAUUAAAAGAAAAUUGGGAUGCGGAUGAUGUAAUUUCUGAGACAGUACCUUUAAAGAACGAGGAUGUUUCAACGAUAAAAGGAACGAAUAUAGAGAGAGAAGCUUCAUCCCCGACAACGUCAAUCGCUGAUAAAGAUGAAACGAAAUUUGAAGAGCCUGAUUCAAUAAUGAACACAUCCACCGCUACUUCCGAAAUUGUAGAGAAUGCAAAGAAGGAUGAUACAGAAAUAGAUGGACUUAAAUUAAAGGAUGGAGUUACUCAAGAAUGGAUCGAAGGUUUAAUUAGGAAAUCUUUAGAAUUUGGAGAGGGAAAGAAAUUAUUUGAACAAGCUAAAUUAAUACAAAAAUUAGGCGAAGCAUUAGAAGCAAAGAAAUUGAAGAGAAUUAAAAAGAUCAUCGAAUCCGAAUCUGAAAGUAGCAGUUCGGAUAAAGAUGAAGAUGUUGAAGCAAAGAGGAUACAAGUUAAAAAGAAGCGACGUGUUAUCGUUUCUUCUGAUAGUUCUGAUGAAGAUUGCUUAGCAGAAAGAUUGGAUAUAUUGACUAAUUUAUCAAAAGAGAAAAAUGAAAACAAGGAACUUGAGAACAAGGAACUUGAGAACAAGGAACUUGAGAACAAGGAACUUGAGAACAAGGAACUUGAGAACAAAGAACUUGAAAACAAAGAACUUGAGAACAAAGAACUUGAAAAAGAUAAUAAUAUUAGUGCCGAUAAUAGCAUUUCUAUGGAAAAGAAUCAGAAAAAUAUUUGUUUUAAAUCUAAGGGAUUUGUAAAUACUAUUAACGAACCUGAUAUUGAUAACUUAGAAAAUUCCUGCACUACUUUGGAAAAAUCUGAAAUAAUUGAAGUUCCGGAAUUUAACGAUGAUACGACCAAUAUCUUAGAAAAUAGCAAUAAUAACAAAGAAAUUGAAGACAAAAAGCAUGAUUUAGAAAAGAUACAAAAAUUCGCUGAAGAAUUGAAUGUGAAUGAACGAUAUACGUCAAUCGAGAAUACCUCAGUAAGUAAUAAUGAAUCUACUGAAGACAAAGAAAGUAGUUUAAAAAUUUCUAAACCAAAAACAAAAAGGAGAAAUUCUUUAGAAAUGUUACAGGAAGAUAUUCGAGAAAUGUUUAUUAGCGAAGGUGUGGUAUCUGCUACAGGACAUCGUUUGUGCCGAGUUUUAAAAGAAAAUCAAACAAGUACUUCUACAAUUACACCUACGAGCAAUCCGAGUUCAGUAUCUAAAAAAUCGGAACCAUGUAAACUAUCGAAUAAACAGAACGUGGAGAUUGAAGGUGAAGAGCAAAUAUCUAAAACAAAAAAAUUACCUAGAAUUCGAAAUAACGAGAAGUCGGGAAAAACUAAAUGCAAGAAUAAAAAAGAAGUGCAGCGAGUUACACGACAAAGUUCGAAAGAGCAAACUUUCAGUUCUGAUAGUGAGGAAGAUCAACCUUUAUCCUUACGGACUACUAAUCGAGAAUCGAAUAGUAACAAAAAUCUUGAUGUUUCUAAGGAAGAGGAUGAGAAAUAUCAAGAUGCCGAAGUUUUGCGUAGAAGUAAACGUGUACUUCGUAAGGACGUUCCGAAAGAGGCACGAGUUCUUAUCGAAAAAACGAAUAUUGCAAAAAUAGAUUCUUCGAAAACAAUGUUUGAUAGUUCUUCGGACGAAAGUUUAGGUAUAGAUAUGUCAGUAUUAACAGAUGUUAUAGAUACUUCACUUAAUAUGGAAAAACAAUCAUGUCAUCAACGUAGCUCAUCACAAGUAGCAUCUCCUAAAAAUAAACCAAAUAUUCAGAAUUUUUCUAAGAAAGGUUCAAAAAGAAAGCGUUCGAUGCUUCUCAAUAUUGAUAAGAUUGAGGAUACUGUAUCUGUCACGGAUGAGGAAAGUAUUAUUUCAGAUAUAUCUAUGUCGAGCAGUAUAUCAUCUGCGAAGAAAGUUAAUAAUAAUAUUGAUAAAUCGAAUAACGGUGAAGAAUUAUUAAGUGAUGUUGUAGUAGGACUGGUACCAUCUAAAGCGAAUAAAGACAUGUCUCAAUUAGAGAAAGGAAGUGAUGCUGACGUUGAUGAAGAUGUCAAUGAUUUGAUACGUAUUGAGCAAGGUCAAAAGAAAAUUUCAGUUAAGAAAAAGAAAAAGAAAUUUACUUGGCAGAUGGGUAUUUUAUCAAAAAAGAAAAAGAAAAAGACUUCAACUUUAGUGCAGGUAGAAUCUGAUCGAAUUAUUCCUGAAAUUCAACAUACAUCUGAGAAAAUAAGUAUUCAAAAAGACAAGUCUGAUGUAAAAGAAAAAACAGAAAAUCUAGUAGAAGAAAACAUUCCAGAAAAAGAACAUACAAAAGAACCUGUUUCACCCUCUGUAAAUUAUGAAAAUAAUAAUGCCGGAAGUAAUGUCGUAAAUAGAAAAGAAGAUAGUAAGAAAAAAGAUAGUAAAGAAAAGAAUAAAGAAAUAGAUUGUACAACUUCGUGUAAUGUAUCUAUAGAAUCAUCAGUAAAAAAGACUAUACUCCAAAAAGAAAACAAAGAAAUUUCACCUAUAAAAGAUGAUAAAACAUCUACGAAUGAGGAUGUAUCUUUAUUAUCAACAGAAGACUGUGUAUCCAGUGAACAUGAAACAUCUCUUAAUUUUCAGAUACAACAAUUAAUUGAAUAUGCUUGGACAGGUCAAGAAAGAUAUAAGUGCUUACUUUGUAGCUUCCAUGGUAAAAGUAUUACUCAUCAUUAUAAAUUGAAUCAUCCUGACAAGGAAGUUUUAAUAUCUAGAUUUCAAUCCACAGAAGCCCAAAUGGCAAUAGAAGAAUCUAAAAAUAAUAACUAUGAAGAGACAUGUACAGAGUUUUCAGAGAAAAAGUCUUAUCUAUUUAAUUGUAGAAUUUGUUAUUUUUCUACUGAAGGAACAAAAGAUGCUGCCAUGGAAGCGUUUUAUGAACAUUGUACAACACACACUGGCGAAUAUAGAUUUCAAUGUAAGAGUUGUCCUUAUCAAACUGUUACUAAAACAUCUAUGCGUACUCAUUACUAUAAACUUUGUCGCAAAUAUGGUAGUGUCUUUAAUGAAGUUAUGAUUGAAGAUCCAAUACCGAACGAGAAUGGUAUAUAUGGAUAUUUGUGCUCGGUAUGUAAUUAUGUACAAUUAAAACGAAUCAAUCUACAGACACACAUUAAAACGUGGCAUAGUGAUGCCACAGAUGUAAAUAUUAUAAAAAUAAAUAUGUCUACUGAUGCAACUGAUAUAACAAGUCCAGUUCCAAUAACAAGUGAAAAGUUGGAAUUAAAGAUUGAAAAAUGUGAAACUUCUCAAUCAGAAGAGAAACAAAUAAAUGAUGAACAAAAGAAUGAGGCAUUGAUAUCUAAUAACUGUGAAAAUAAAAUUACAGAAACACAAGUUAUUUCUGAAGAGAAGGAUCAAGAGAUUUCUGAUAAUAAGGAAAUAGAAUGUACAACUAAUAAAGAUUUGUCAAAUAUUCCACCUAAGUCUAAAGAACAAUUGACAUUGCUUGAAAAGGAAUCGACAGAACUAACAGUACCAAUUACUAUUAGUGAUAAAUUAAGUGUAUUUGUAUGUCCACCUGAACUGGAGCACAAAGAAGUAGAGAUUCAAUUGGAACGAAAAAAGAAAAUGCAAGAGAUUGUUGAGAACUUUGGUAUUAAAGUACAUAAAGAUGUCUCUGAAAAGAAAAAAUCUAUUAUUGAUACUCUCAAAGAUAAAAUGAAAACAAAUGUGCAUAAAGAAGAUAGUCAAAAUAAAGAUCUUAUGUUAAUAAAAAAUGUUUCUGAACUAGGUACUUCAAACAACUCUGUAUCUUCCACAAGCACAAUAUCAUCUGAAAGUAAUACAAAGACAACAGAAUCAUGUAUCUCAAAUGAUAAAACAACAAGUAAGGAAGAUAUAUUGAAAUCUGAUGAAUUGAAGAAAACUAAAGAGCAAGAUAAUAGCAAUACAGAUCAAAAUAAUUUAAAUCCUAGUUCUGACAAAACAGAUGUCCAAGAUCCUUUAGUACCCGCAAAUAUUGAUGGUAAGAACGUUGAAAGUGAAAUUGAAACAAGUGAUAAUGAAACUACCAGAGAGUCUGCAACUGUUUAUGAUUCAGAUUCUAGUAGUGAACAGACAGAUACUGAAAUAACUACAGAUGUAAACUCAAUAUUAAAAGAAACUUCCAAUGUAUCAUCAAAAGAUCCAAUGAUGACAACUAUACAAAGACUUGCUGCUCAACUUCAAAGUAUAAAAUCACGUGAUGGAUGUGCAUCUGAAAAUUCUACAAAAGUGCAAAUUAAUACUGAUGACAAAAUGUCCGCGCCCGCAUCUAUACCAAAACCUCCAAAUGUUGUACCUAUUGCAAGUAUUAAACAUUUCUUAGGGAAACAAGAUAAAAAAAUGUAUGAGUCCAUAAAAGAAAUCACAGGUAAUGAUGACGAUGAACCAAAAAGUUUCCUCAGAUUCAGACGUUUGAGCGGUGAUAUGCUUUCUGUGUCUAAUCAUUCUUCAGAAAAUCAAGAAGACACUGUAUCCUUAAGUGGUACUGGAAGCCAAUCUGAUACUCCAGGGGAUAUAUUACAAACAGAUACAGAAGAGGAAUGUUCAUUUUUAAAAAUUGAGAAUGUAGUUAGUCUUGCACCAUGUACUGAUAGUAUUGAAAGUGAAAAUACGAUUAUAAGUGAUAUCAGAAAAGCUGUUGAAACUUCACCAAUUAAGCGUAAAGCAGUCUCAUUACUAAAAAAGACUGCUCAACCACUUAUUUUAAAAAGAUUUAAUUCGGUAACUAUAAGACAGCCAGUUCAAAACAAAAGUGCUGCUCAAGAAUCUCUACAAUUAAUACCAGUCCAAUCAUUGACAUCUACGUCAUCGCAUACUACCAAUUAUGUACCCAUUGUCCCAAAGUCAAAGAUAAUUCAAAUAGAACAUAAUAAAUUACCAUUUCAAGUUUCUGUUGGUAAAAAUACUACUAUUGCACCAGUAACUACACAUAAUAUUACAGGCUCAAAAUCUCCAUCUCUUACAAAUCUAAAUUAUAAAAUCCUAAAAGUAGUUAAAACAUCACCUUUACUUAAAGCAAAGGAUUUAACAUCACAAUCGAUACUAACUAAAUUGAAGUCUUCUGAUGCUUACACUGCUAUGUUGAAACCUCAAAAACUCAGUCAAUUUUACAAGUGUAUGGCUCGAGAUUGUUCUUUUACAACAGAUUCUAUUACUUUAUAUUGUCAACAUUAUGCUCAGCAUGAUAUGUGUGUUAAUAAGAAGAAAGAUAAUUCUUCGUAUGACUACCAAAAGUGUGCCUAUUGUCAUACUAUUCUGAGUGAUUGGACACAAAUGCAACAGCACAUGGAAGAGAAGCAUGAACAUUGUCGUUAUCAAUGUAAUUGCUGCUUUUAUAGAGCAAUAGCACCAUCUUAUGUACAAAUUCAUCAGGCAGUAUCUCAUGCAGGAAACCAGGCUGGUAUUUUGCUCGGUAAAUUAAUAAAAGAGCUUCCAACAAAAGAAGAUUAUAAUCGCCAUGAUUAUAUACAACCAUUCGUAUGUCAACAUGAGUGUGGAAAGGUUUUUUAUAUACCAGAGACAUUCAUAUCUCAUUUGAAAACAAAGCAUUCAGUUACUCUAUCUAUUUACAAGUGUCAUCUAUGUUCCGCAUCAUGCUUAAAAAUAGAGCAACUUAUAAUACAUUACAAAAUUCAUGGGAUUUAUAAAUAUCAAUGCUUGUAUUGUUUAAAUGGUGCAGACUCAUUUAGUGAUAUGCUUACUCACUUAAGUCUAUUUCAUUGUAACAGAUUACCACAAAUUCUUGAACGUUCUCUGCCAGCACAGGCAGUAAGAACUAAAGAUGUAAUAAAUCAACUUUUAAUAAGAACCUUGGACAUAAAAACAUCAAGUGAAAUGAUAGAUGCAAAAAAUGAAACAGAAAAUAAACAGGAAAAAGAUGUCGAAUAUUUGUCUUCUGCUUCUACUCAAUCAUUGGAAGAAAUAUCUAUAUUGGAUGAAAAAACAAAUGACACUACAUCAGAUAAGAAAUUGGUUAAUAUAUUUUCAAUAUGCAGCAGUAAUGAAAGCAAUUCUUCGUCUGUUAAAAUGAGUCCUAAAUCUUGUGGAAAUAACUCUUUAGAUGCAAUGCAUAAUUCUAAUAGCUGCAAAGAUCUUCAGUGUGAAGAUGACAUAUCUGAAAUAUUGACUUCGUCACAAAGUUGUGUUCUUGAUAAAAAUCCACCAGAUGAAUCUCUUGUUCCUAAGAAGACCAUAGAAUCCGAAAAAAGUUGUACUCAAGAAGGAAAUUAUCAUACCUCAAAACACAUUCUUCAUGAACCUGAAUUACAAUUAUUAUCAGGUGUAGAUGGAGAUAUAAGUGCAGUAGAUCCAUUACGAUUAACGAAUAUAUUAGAUUGUUCGGAUGAAUAUGUCAAUAUUAAUGUUUUAGAAAAUCCUAAUUUUGUGAAAAAUGUGUCUGACAAUAGCAACUCACCACCCGAUAGUAAGAAAUCGAUAAUUAAUGAAAACAAAACAGAUGAUAGUGAUAUAGAAAUAUUAGAGCAGAUUGAAAUUUCUAAAGAUAAUAAUAAAAACAAAGAAGACAAAUUAAACCAAAAAAGCGAUGAAGAUAUCAAAGAAACAUUAAAUAUAGAUUCUGUUGAAAAUAACACUAAAAAGGAACAAGUAGAUGUAGCUCAUAGUAGUGCAGAAGCAUCAAAUGGUUCUGUUUCAAAGACACACGAUAAAUCAGAAAAACCUUUGACUUUGGAAGAUAUUAAGGAUACAGGCUUUACAGGAAAUCAAUUAUAUAAAUGUGGCUAUGAGGAUUGUGAUUUUAAUGCUUCAACUGCAGCUAAUCUUCGAAUACAUCUUAAAAAGUGUACUUAUAAAACACUCGAUAAGAAUUUAAAUUGUACACAUUGUGGCAAACGUUUUGUGAAAAUUGGCUUUUUACUUGAGCAUUUAAAAUUACAUGGAUUAAAACGUUUUGGUUGUUCACUAUGUAAAGCACGGUGUACUGUUUCCUAUCAAGCUAUGGCUCAUAUGAGAACAAAACAUAAAAUUCAGUACAGUAAAGUAAUUCCUGCCGAUCCAGAAAAUCCUUCAGCUGAUGGCCUCUUUAUUGUGCAACCUUUACGUCCAACUAAUGGAGAACGAAAAGGUAAAAAACGAAAAACAGCAAAGGCAUUAGAAAAGGAUGCCGAAAAAACAGCUGAUAUUGAAAAAUUAACUUUUGGCCCUGAUGAAAUAGAAUUAUUGCCUCGUCAAGCGAUAUAUAAUCGCGAAGUACAAUGUGCUGUCUGCCCUUAUACUACCAAAGUUAGAACAAAUAUUAUUAGACAUCUGCAACUUCAUGCUAAAGAUGAAACUGUACCAGAAAUUGGCCCAGUCAAUCCAGUACCUUGUUUAGAUAAAAAAGAGAGGAUGUUUGACAAAAUGGUUAAUCUUGCAAGUAGUUCUCAUCAAAAUGGUCGAAUGGGAGGAAAACCUAAAGACUCUCCAAAAGAUAAUGAUGAGAGUUUCAUACCUAAAUUUGUACCAGAACAUAAAAGAUAUGUAUGUAGUGUAGCAGAAUGUAAUUAUCUUACUGUCGAUGAAGCUAUGCUACGAUAUCAUUUAAAAGCAUUGCAUUCGGAUGAACAAUACUUUCGUUGCCCACAUUGUCCACAGCCAUCUUCUGGCCAAGAAGGACAAAAUAUAGCAAUAGAUAAAAUGGGAGUUCAUUUAAAAAUGCAUGAUACCAGACUUUAUAAAUGUUCUCAUUGUAAUCAUCAUCACUAUCAUAGGCAUAUCAUAGAAAGGCAUCUUUCUGAUAAACAUCCGGAGAAGAGACCAUUUGUUAAAGUAAUUAGAGAAUUAGAAAGUACAGAAAAUAUUCAACAACCAGCUCAAGAAGAAAUGGAAGAAGAAAUUCCAGAUCCAGAUGGUAAUCAUUGGAAAUGUAAUAUUUGUGAAUAUAAAUGUGUUUACAAAGCAGAAAUGAUCACUCAUGCGUCUGUAAGCCAUGACGAUAAGUACCAAUUCAAGUGUACUGUCUGCUCUUUCAAAACUAGUGUAAAAGUACUUCUCGAACAACAUAUCACCAGCAAACAUGCAGGUGAUCCAAAUGCUGAUUAUAUCAUGGCUUACCAGAAGAUAAAAGGCGUAACUAAAAAAUCUGGCGAUUCUUCUGAGCAAGCAGGACAAGAUGAGCCAUUUGAUACUACCCCUCUUUGGAGAAGGGAUAUGCCACGAGUGAGACAUAUUCGUGGUAUCCUUUUAGAGGAUGAAGAGGUAGGAAACGAAACGUCUGUUAAAGGAGGAAAAAGAAAGAGUGAUACAGAUUCAGUUUCUACAAGACCAGCCAAAAUUAAACAUGGUAAAUCGGUGUCUCUCGAUGAAAACAAGCAUUGUAAAGAGAAGUCAAAACGUUCAUUAUCGUGCGAGAAAAUUUCGAUCGAAAUGAAUAAUUCUAAUGAAAUUGAAAAUAAUACAUCGAAGGGAACUGUUGCUGAUAAUAAUGAUACUUCAUUAGAGACAACAGCAAAGGCCAAUUCGUCUAUUGAUGUCAAUGAUUUUAAUGAAUCAGAUGUAGAAAGAUUUGGACCUUAUGGGAAACCUGUGGGUAAUUUGUAUAUAUGUACAUUAUGUGAUCAAUAUAAAACGAAGUACAAACACGAUAUGCGGGAUCAUCUUUACAGAGAAUUAAAUUAUGCAAGAUGGCACUGUAAGGAUUGUGGAUUUUUGUCGGUAAAUCGUAAUGCUUUAUUAAAACAUUUUACAAAACAUCAUAAUGGAGAACGACCGGAUCAUGCACCUCUUUCUCCAGAUAAUGCUAUUGAAAAUUGGGUUGGUACUUUACUUAAGAGACAAACUGAUAUAAUGAAAGGAUUAGUGUUAAAACAAGAUAAUAAGGACGAUACGAGUUUGCAAUCUAAUACAAAAGAUACAAUUUUGUCAGAAUCAACAAGAAAUAAAUCUUCUGUUGUUAAAACGGAUCGCGAUAUCAUUAGUAAAGAUAUUGAAAUUGUAAAAAAUGUGAAUUUGGAUAAGAAAAGAAUACGCCAUGAUAUCAUUAACAGAAAUACAAAUGUAGAUAUAAAUGAUGACGAUAAUAAUGAUGAUAAUGAUGAUGAUAGUGAUAGUGACAAGAAUCUUGUUAUUGCUACCAACGAUGAAGAUGAAUCUUCUCAAGAAGUAGCAGAUGAACAAAUUUUAGAGGCAAAUAAAAGUAAAGAUUUAUUGAAGAACGAUGCAGACAAACCUCUAAUCUGUAAGCAUUGCAAAAUGAGAUUUGCUAGAUGGCGUGGAUUAAAAUUACAUGUGAAAAUAACACAUUUGAAACGUCUUGGAUUCCUAUGUCCUUAUUGUGAUCGUAGUACUAAUUCUGAAAGCUUGAUGCGUCAACAUAUUCGUUCAAAACAUUCUGGUUGCCCUGAAAAAAUAAUUAAUAAUCCUGAUGCUGGAGGUCCAGAAUUAAGUGAUGAAUUCUGGGAGAAGGAAUAUGGUAUUGUUAGUCCGAAAAAACGUUCUAGAAAAAGAAGACGAAAAGCAAAUGAUCAACUUAUUAAAGAUAAAACCGAUCGUAUAUCACACGAAAUGCAAGAAACUUGUAAUCAAUGUGGUUUUACUGCUAUGAGUUAUGCUGGAUUGAAAGCACAUCUAAGAAUACAUGCAUCAAAAAAUGCUCUUAAAUGCCAACAAUGCAAUUUCAGUAGUUCUAUAAAAGCAGAAUUUCGGGAACAUUGGGAGCUUAAUCAUUCACAUUUACCAUUUAAAAUCACGGACGAUAUGUUAAUGGAGGAUAUUGAAUCUACCAAUGAUGAUAUAAAAGAUGAGAAAUGUAAAAAAGAUACCGAAGGUUGUAAUACAAAAGAUGGAAAUUGUACAAAUAACUAUAGUUCAAAAGAAAGAAGAUUCUCUUGUUACUAUUGCAAAAUGCAAAGUAGUUCUUUAGAGAUACUACGAAAACAUUGGAGUUUAAGUCAUCAAACUUCGAUAAUAGAUGAACUAAAAGGAACGAAAAUAGAUCUUCCAUUUAAAUAUAAAGAAAUACUCGUACCAGUUUCAUGUGUAAAAAAUAUAGAAGACAGUGAUGUUAAUAUGGCUGUACAAAAUGUGAAUAAUUGCAAAAUUAAAGGAUGGGUUUGUCAGUGGUGCGACGAGCUAUGUUACUCCGAAAGUGCUAUGAAAGCUCAUCAAAAUAUGUUUCACUCUCAUUUACCGUUUCAUUUUAAAACGGAUAAUGGAGAAGAGUUACAUAAAAUAUACGUAUGUCCUAUAUGUUCUUUCACAACGAUUUUUAUUAAUGACAUGAGAAAACAUGCGUCCAAACACAUCAAUCUUUUUAAAUGUAAACAUUGUGAUAAAACCUUUAAUAAUCCAACUCAAGUUGAAAUUCAUAAUAAUAAAGAACAUCCACAAUUACAAGUAAAAAUAGAAAGCAUAACAAAUUAUAAAGAUAUGUUGGAAAACAUAAUGGAAAAAGUUUUGUGGAAUAGCAUGAAUGGGACAGAAGUAAAAGACGAAACGAAACAAGAGAAAAAGUUAUUAAAACCAAAAUUAAAAAAUCGUGCAGUUGCCAGAAAAUCUACUGCCAAGUCAACUAUACGUAUGCGUAAUAGUCCAUACAAAGUAAAAGCUGUAGCUCGGAAAUCUACACAUCCAUUACCAAGAUAUCCUUCUGGUACUAAUUUUUUAAUUAAUAAUUAUAAAAAUCAAGAUAAUUCUAACAAAUCUACAUUUAACCAAUUUUCGUUUUAUGGAAUUCCAUCAAAACCUAUUAACUUAGGACAAUUAAGUACAUACAUGGUAGUUGGAGGUCAUAGAAUGAAAGUAAAUUGUACUACUCUUGCUCAGCUGAUAAACAUUAAUCCACAUAUAAAACUUAAAGAUAUUAAAUAUGAUGUAAAGUAUGUUUCCAUAUUUUCAAGAACAAAACAGUGAAAUUUAUUAAACGUUGACUAUCAAAGUAACUCUAUACACAACACAGUAAAAUAGCAAGUAUAUCUCAAGUAGUGAUUUGACUUAUAAUAUAUAUAUAAUUAAAUAAGUAGAUGUGUCGAUUUUUUUUAUAAUAGUAUUGAUAUAACUUGAAUAAUAUUUAUGCAAAAACUUUUAUUUCUUUUAAUUAAAUAUUAUAUUGUCUGCUUAGUAAUUUUGUUUAAUAUUCAGAUAAAUACUUAAAAUAAAAAUGUUAGGUUGUUACAAAAAUUUUUUUCGUUUUUUAAUACUGCCAAAUAAAGCAGCUAAGUGCGGAUAGCGAAAGAAACUUUUGGGACAAUCUAAUAUUAUAAUAUAUAAAUAAACUUAUUUUUUUUUAUUAGGUCUUACAUUUAUUUAUAAUAUUCCGUUAAAAUAUUAUUAUUUAUUAAUAAAUUAUAUUAUUUAAUAUUGUUUACUUAUAUAGUGCGUAAUAAGACAAAUGUUUGUUGUUUGUUUAAUAAGUUUCUUAUGCAAUGUGCAAGUAUCAAUGUUAAACAAGUAUAGUAUAAAAAUAGAAGUAACAAAAAAAUGCAUUGCAUCAUUAAAUAAAUGGAAAGUCCUAUCAAAUAAUCUGAUAAGAUUUGGCAGUAUAAAUAUUUUGAUACAAAAUAAUGAUUUUUCAGUUUUACGAUUAUAUUUAGAUCACAACUUGGUGAUGGCAAAUAAUUUUCAGAAAGGAGUGAGUUAUAAACUUAGAAAAUUUCGGAAAAUUUUUUUGUUUAAGAGUAAUUUCUUAUUUAUUUUGUAUAGAAUAAUAAGUUAAGAUACUAGUACUAUAUUAAUAAUCGUUUUGUGUAAAUAGUCAACAUAAUCAUUGUAUACAAACAGAAAUAGUUGUAUAAUUGUAUUGGAUGUAUAUUAUCUAAUGAUACCUUUUUUCUGCUACUAUUACAAUUAUCUAAUGAUAUCUUUUUCUGCUACUAUUACAAAAUAAAUAAAAAAAUUAAUCGAUAAAUAGUAAAUACUUAAAAAAAAAGAAAUUAAAAAUGAUGUUACUAUAUAAAAAGAUAAGACUGAGAGGUAUCCUGAACAUUAGAUCAUGUGUAAUUAUCAUAACUGUAAAUACUAUGUAUCAUAAAUGUCAAAUAAAUAUUUUUGAUUUUUAUAAUUUAA
Vespa mandarinia (Asian giant hornet) is the source of this 16822-nucleotide messenger RNA. RefSeq lists its product as uncharacterized. Gene Ontology annotation, biological process: positive regulation of transcription by RNA polymerase II. NCBI's taxonomy places the organism in Eukaryota, Metazoa, Arthropoda, Insecta, Hymenoptera, Vespidae. Gene Ontology annotation, cellular component: nucleus. The record is from RefSeq and is a predicted model, not a curated record.